Molecule: messenger RNA, 7103 nt
Organism: Hydractinia symbiolongicarpus
Lineage: Eukaryota; Metazoa; Cnidaria; Hydrozoa; Anthoathecata; Hydractiniidae
Product: activating molecule in BECN1-regulated autophagy protein 1-like
Exons: 13
Coding region: 4421-6673 (750 amino acids)
Biological process (GO): autophagy
Cellular component (GO): intracellular membrane-bounded organelle
Molecular function (GO): protein binding
Source: RefSeq, a predicted model, not a curated record
AAUUUUAAUUUUAAAACCUGCUGCAUGCAUUAUUUUAAAAUGCUAUCAAAGUGCUCAAUUAUGUCACUCAAUUCAUUUUUACUUAAAGAGGUAGGGGCUAAAUGGAGCAGAUUGGGCCACUGUCUAAAAUAUGUUUGGUUAGCGGUGAGUCGGUCGGUCGGAUAAAAUAUUUUCCCGAAAAAUUACAAAAAUACUAGCUAUAUUUCUCAGCCGUAUUUUGUUAUUCGUUUUAAAUAUACGCCAGCUGUAUUUUUAGCCUCCUUUUUAAGUUCGAAUUUUGUCAGCCAAUGUUGUUCCCAUGGUUUUCGCUUGUAUUGCCAUAAAGCAGGAAAAUGUAGCACUGAGUAGCGCAGCGCAGUCCCCUAUGAAAUAACAUUUGGACGUAACAACCGUAAUUCGGAGGACCGCUGAAAAAGUAAAUGGUGGAUUUUGUUGCGUGUCGAAGAUUGUUCGUGGAUUGUUUGGUUGAUUUUUAACAAAUUUAAAGACUCCCUGAUGAAAUCAUCUCUUUUUUCACUUUUUAUAAUUUUUUUUAUUAAAAUAAUCAAAGCUCAAUUUCAUAAACUUUAAGAAAAGACCCAAUUCUUAUAAACGAAUAAAGAUGGCGUAAGAAACUAGUCAGAAAUUUGAAAAAGCUAAGCAUGAUUGACCUUUUAAUAAACAUGACACAUUAUAUAAAUAAUAAAAUUAUUAGAAUACAAAUAAACUUUUAAAUAAAUUGAUUUUUUUUUUAUUUCCAUCAACCAUAAAAUUUAUCUCAUAAAAAUUAUAUGUCUAUUAUUAUUUAUAUUAAUUCAUGUCAGCUUCUCCUUAAAUAUUAUGAAGAAGAAGGCAUGAAAGAAAAAGGCAGGGAAAAGUAUUAAAGGUAUUUACAAUUAUUUGGUGCAUUAAGUAAGAUUAAGUAGAAAAAAUCAUUUUUAAAAGUCCAGACUUUCUAUGACUACCAGCAUUCUGUUACUUAUAAUUUUAUGUGCCAUAGAAUUUUGUUUAAGAAUGCUUUUUCUUCUGAACUUUUAAUUUGACAUAACAAACAUAUUGAUAACUCACACCCUUUAAAUUUAAAAGGGUCAAACAAAUUUAUUGUUUCAAUUUUGUAGUGUUUCUGUGAAGUAAAAAUGUAAAAAGAAUUUGGUAGAAGCAAGAUAUAACUUUUUUUUUGAUAUUCAUCCUCUUAUCAUCACCUUCUCAUCGCUAGUGAUGACCAUCAUCAUUCAUCAUCAUUCUCGGGUUAACGUCCGUUUUCAAUGCUAGCAGGGGUUGGACGGGGUAUAUUAAUGACCCUCUUCCAAUCUGAUCUAGACUGUGUUAGAUCUAAACUCAACUUCCUCUGUAUCAAGUCUGUCCUUAUAACCUCCUGCCAAGUCUUUCUCAGUCUGCCUCUGGGCUUUGCCCCAAAAACACUUUCUUACCCAAUUAUCCCCCUCCAUUCUUUCCAAGUUCCCCAGCCAAUUCAAUUUUCUUAUCUGGAUAACAUCUUUAAUUCUAAGGAUACUUCUUCUUAACUCAUCUGAACUCUUUCUGUCUCUCAGACUGGCGUUACACAUCUACCUAACCAUUCUCAUAUCAUUCCUUUCUAAACUGUCAAGAUCUUCCUGCUUCACUGCCUGUGUCUCACUACCGUACAACAUAACACUUCUUACACAGGCCUCAUACAACCUACCUUUUAACUCAAUUGACAAGACUCUGCUAGUCAACAAAGGAAGUAACUUUCUGAACUUUUUCCAAGCAGAACCUAUUUUGCAAGUAACACUUCUUUCCACUGAAUUGCGAGUCCACCGUGCAAAGUGGGAUCAGGCCUUGGAAUUCAUUUACAUCCCAGACGUCUUUUAGACAACUUUUGCUAUUCUAAAAGACGUCUUUUUUAGCGCUAAUUUGUCCGUCUAUAAUGCAUCUUUUUAACCGUCUAAAAGCGGUCUUUUUAAAAAAGCAUUUUAAAAGAUCUCUUUUAGACAUCUUUUAAAAAACGUUUUUCAAAAAAUUUUUACGACGCGCCUUUUUAAAGACGUUUUCUAGACCUUUUACAGAUGUAGAAGCCACUAAAAUGCAUCUUAAAUGCAACUUUUUAAAUGCAUCUUUACAAAGAGAUUUUUUAUCCAUCCCUUUUUUGUUUUCUUUAUUAUUUUAUAAAAUAAAUUUAAGACGUUUUUUUACAUUAUCGUUGAAACGUACAGUUUUAAUAAAUUGCAGAAAUAAUGAUAUCACAGACUACAAAUAUUUUGUGAUUAAAAUAUUAAUCACAAGUAUUAUAUCAAAUUCGUAUUGACACUUUAAACAAUAAAUAUAUUUUACAAUUACAGUAAGCAAAUGUAACCGAAAAUAAAUAAACAAAUAAAAUAUUAUUUAUAAUACACACUAUACAAUUAAAUCAUUCAUAUUCAUAUUUACAAAUUCUAAUUAUUAAAAUAUUCUGUAUUAUGAAUUCUACCUAAUGAACUUAUCCAUGAUUAGAGACGUAUACUAAUUUCUACGUCAGUUUUAAAAGCAUGCUAUUAAAGCUUAAAUUAGAACUCUAAUCAAAAAAAUCUCAAGCAUAUUAAGCUUAGGCCAUAGGAAAGAAUCACCCUAAAAAUUCGGUGAAAAUUGCUAGUAUAGUUAAAAUUCAUCGUAACGUUUGCAAAGCCGAAAUAAACAAAAUAAAUAUUUGAAAUAAUAAAGAAGUCAGUUUAGAAGAAAGAAAAAGAAAAAUAUUAAAGGUAUAUAUAAAUGCCAUUUAUAAACGAGUUAAGUCGAAAGGGCUUUUCCUUUGUUUAUAUAUUUAAUGUAUGUACCCGUUAUGUCUCUGAUUCUCUGACUGGGAGCGUUUUACAGCUCGGCCCCAAUUAUGCGUCGCAAUUCUUGCUCAUUCGCAUCUCGUUGACAGAUUCUAGAGAAAAAAAAUAGCUCAUUUCCAGAUAAAUAAUGGACAUUUAUAGAAACGUAGUCAGAAUACACACCAUACAUAAAGGGUAACAACGUAAUACAUCAGCUAAUACACUUACCCACUAUAAUUUUUUAAAUUAAUUUGCAGAGAAUAACAAAACAAAAGUACUUACUUUUUAAACAACAGGUAUGCUGCAGAUGCUGUCAUUAAAUACCACCAAUUUUUAUUGAAUGUUCCGAUGAUCAAUUGUCAAAGAAUAUCCGCCAGGGGGUGCAGAAAAACAAAAUUAUGACGUAUUGAAAUGAAAACAUAUUAUGAAGGGUUGCCAAAAUACAUUAGUAUUUUAACAAUUAAAAGUGACGGUUACCACUUUUAAUUUUGUGAAAAAUUGAUUUCCGAAAAAAAUAAACAUGCUAACUAAGUUUGCGAACAACCCCAUCUUUUUAAAAUGAAUUUUUCAUAUAAAAAACAAACGUCUUUUGAAAGAUGCAUUUUGACCACUUUUAGAAGUAGAAAAAGACGUCUUUUAAAAGACGGGUUUUAGAUGCAUUAUAGCAAGAAGAGAAAAACGUCUUGUAAAAGAUAUAUUUUAGAUAACUUUUAGAUGCCUUUUAAAAAACCUCUUUUAAAGAGCUUCUAAAAGACAUCUAAAAUGCGUAUACAAGAUACGAAUUUAUUUAGUUUCAAAAGACGUAUAAAAGAUGUCUUUUAAGAGAUGUUCUUAAGAAGAUGCAUUAAAGACAUCUUAAUAGAGUUUUCUAACAGAAGAUUUAAAAAAGACAUCUUGAGAUGUCUUAAAGACGUCUUGUGCCAGUUGGUUAUAACUUUAGAGUGCUAUAAAUCUUUUUUUACUGAGCAAGUUACAUACACAUCGGACUAAAUUUCAUUCAUUUUUCAAUUUAUUUUUUGAUUUUCUCAGAUGUCAGGAUUUAUGACUCAUUGUGGAAUUCUUGGUUGUGAACAAAAUGAAAACUCCUGCUCAGCUAUUUUUCAGAAAUUGACAGUUUGGCAAAGUUCAACCAUGGAUUUAAUUAACUUUUAUAUUAUGUUUGUAUUUUUUUUAUUUUAAUUUAUAUUUUUGUUAUUAUUAUUGUAAAAAAAGAAAGUAACUUUUUUAAUAAAAAUUUUGCUCUAAUUUUUUUUUUAUUAGUUAUUUUUUAUACAUGACAACCACAAAGGUCUGUUUUAAGAAAUAGUAAGAAACUUUUUAUACAAAAAACACUAAGUAGAUAAUUUAGCUGUUUGAGCAGUUAAAACAGGUUACUGUCACCAUUACAUGCACGCACACCUUUUGCCAUGCAUACAAAUAGUCAGGUAACCAUGCAGGUUAUUCAUGCUUGCAAAUGUCUUUAUUAACCUUUAGAGUGCUUUUCUCUUAUCAUUCUUAUGCAACUUUAAUUUUGAUUUGUUACACUGCCUAAGGACAAACUUUGUCAUUACAGUUAUGUUUUGUUAAUAUAAUCUGUUAUUUGCAAAAUAAGGCUCACAUAUAUAUUAUUUUAUUAUACAUUUGUUUCUAAAAUGGACAUGAUUUUCAGUAAUUUAACAUUUUGCUGAAGAAUGCACCCAAAGAACCUCACUUUAUCAUUGUUGCAACGUGAGAGAUAUGGGCGGCAUGCAUCACAUAAAAAAUUAUUGGAGUUUUUAGAACAUAAAACUGCAAAUCACAAUAGUGUACAUCUGACUUACCACCUACAGCAACCAGCAAGAUCCACAUUUGUGAUAACAUUUAGUCCAGACAGAACAAAAAUUGCCACCAGUCAUGGUAACCACACGGUGAUAGUAUCAGACUGUUACUCAUGCAAGGUCAUACACACCCUACAUGGUCAUCUAAGAACACCUUGGUGUGCAUCAUUUCAUCCAAGAAUCAACAGUAUUUUAGCCUCUGGCUGCCUUGGUGGACAAGUACGUUUAUGGAAUUUAAAUAAUAUAACUGAUGACAAUGUGAUCUUUUCGUUGCAAUCCGUGAUAGCAUCGAUCAGUUUUCAUCCAGUUGAUGACAUACUAGCAAUUGGCACGACUAAUAAGAUUAUCCUUUUCGACUGGAACCAACGGCGACAACUGCGAAUCAUUCAGACGAAACAUCAUUCCGAAAGUGUUAGGCUUGUGCGAUUUCUACAAUAUGGAAGCAAAUUACUAACAGGAAUUGCAAAUGCAUCCACACAGUAUUGUAAGCCGACGAGUCUGAAUGUAAGCACGAGAGGAAACUCAUCUGGUCAAGCUGUUGUACAAACAGUUACUUGCAUGCGAAUGCAAAAGAGACCAUCAACAAAUCAAAAUGUCGACAGCGCUACAACCACAAAAAGAAGUAGAAAUAAAAAAAGUCCGAAUGACCAGACUGAAGGCACAACAAGCGCAUCGUCUAGUAGGGAUCAUCUUCAGGAUCACCUCGCUCUUUCUGACCAUUCCCAAGAGGCAGGUCCUUCGACAAACGCUAACAUCAAUACAUUGAAUGAGGAAGACAGGGCUAGUAAUACUGAAUCAGCGCCAAACGUAGGCUCUGCUACUGCUACUGCGAAUAUGCCCGUUGAUCAGCAGUCUAACACAAACGAUUUUCAACAUAACACUGUAGAUCGAAGUUUUACACAAGUGGAAAGAGAACAGGUGUCCCUCAAUAGGUUAAGACUUCACAGACCUUUGUCUUCUAGAAGUCUGACGCCGCUUUCUUCGCCAAUGAAUGCUGUUGCCACGCUACGUCCGACAUCUUCCUCAACGUUAUCGCUGCUUUCCGACGAGACUGAAAGUAAUGAGGACUUGAAUAGUUCGAUAAGUUUUGCAACUACUACUAGUGAUGAAGACGUGGAGCCACGUUCUAUAAAUGUCUCACGGCAAGUUCGAUCGGAAAUUUGGAAUUUUACCCUUGGUGAAGCAAUGCCAUCAGAUCAGGUAAUGGUUUCAGAAAGCUUUAAUGAAAUAGAUGUCUCUGUGGAGGGAGCCGCCUCAACCAUUCCCGUGCACGGCUUUGUCACCUUCCCAUCAUCUGAUGCCGGUGGACACAGCGCUAGUAUAUCUUAUCUGAGUAGAAUGAGAGCACAGACAGCCGUGGCAACCGCUACAGCAAGGUCCAGUCACCACGUCCACACAGCGGUUGUAAUCGCAUCGCAAGAAGACGAACACUCAGAGGCGGCUCUGCAAACCGCAGUCAAUCGUGCCAUUGCGGGUGCGUUCGCAGGAAGUGGGGAAGGUGCUGUUGCGAAUAACAUUAUUGACACUACGCAUCGACUUCAGUUAUGGGACUCCAAUUGCAGUCAGUACCCCGAUAUUAAAGAUGAAAACAAGAACGUGGUUGUUCCGUACUGUAAAAUACAUAACGAUUCAAGCGUUGAUGUUUCGCAAGAUGGUAGUCUGGUUGCGGUGUUCGUCCCUAGCGAGCAUGGUUUUCCGAUGGAUGCACAGCUUCAAGUCAUUUCGCUACGGCCAGAAUCUUAUCUACAGUGUAUAUACUCCAGGAAAUAUGGUCCUAACGCUGUAUCAGUGAGCCUCUCUCCACUCAGUAGAUUUGUUUUGGUUGGGUUAGCAUCACGGAAACUUCACUGGCAUCUCACUGCUCACCAGCUAGUGGGGCAGAUUCUUCAACUACCGAAAGACGACGAAUUUGUACAUUCCGACACAACAAAGGCACUUUCUAAUAUUCUACACAAGUGCAGUCAAACUCAACGGUCCAACGUAAGUGUCAACACUGUGCGCUUUCAUCCGAGUCCUGGUAUGGGUAUAAUCUACGGAACAAACAGAGGUCAUAUUCAACAUUGUCAUAUUGGGCCCGACAUGAAUCUAAAUGAAAAGAGAAAGGUUAUUAAAAAGAAGUUGAAGUAACUGCAUUUUUAUCAGACAACAAAUAUAAAAAUAGCAACGAAUCUAGAAUUACUAAAUGCAUUCUUACGAUUCUCUAAAUAUUCACUGUCGUCUAGUAGGAUGCUACCACGAUGAAAACACUUUGUUAUUCAGUUGGAUGGCACCGUGAAAAAAACUUGUAAUGUUGAUCCAAGAUGAGCUGUGUGUAACCAAAACUGCACAUGUGGAGUUGAUCUGAACUAUCUAUUAUACGUUUCCGGACUUCCUAGCAUGAUCAACCGUCUCAAAUGGUUUGAGAAAGAAGAAAUUUCAUAUCACUUAUUUACUUUAAACUUUGUAUUAAAGCGAAGCUAUAUUAUAUAAUAUUUUUUAUGUACAUAUUUUCUAUUCCUGUACAUACUCACAUUUGUUGUACAUUACUUUCUUCUGUGGAAUACAUUAAUAACUAAAA